Molecule: messenger RNA, 2348 nt
Organism: Anthonomus grandis grandis
Lineage: Eukaryota; Metazoa; Arthropoda; Insecta; Coleoptera; Curculionidae
Product: cholinesterase 1
Exons: 3
Coding region: 222-2036 (604 amino acids)
Biological process (GO): postsynaptic membrane assembly; chemical synaptic transmission; modulation of chemical synaptic transmission
Cellular component (GO): cell surface; postsynaptic membrane; synapse
Molecular function (GO): neurexin family protein binding; signaling receptor activity
Source: RefSeq, a predicted model, not a curated record
CGCCAAAGAUUAUAUAAACAUCGCAACCACGAGACAUAUUCCACCGUAAACAAGAAAAUGGCAAUUGUUAGGUCCUUUGACCCAUUUUGUGAAUUUAAAUUGAUCGGCAAAUAAACAACCUAGCGGGAAACUUUAUCACGCAACAUUUUCCCUCAUCAAGACCGUGCAGUCGAACCGAGAAUUUCCCUUAAGAAACAACAGUUUUCUAGGCUUAAUUUAAAAUGAAUUUUUCAGUUAUUUUACUCACGCAACAAUUUAUUACCGUGUGCCUUUUUUAUACUAGUUUCGCUCAGUUACACGUGGUUGAUAUUCCCAAUCAGGGAAAAAUUCAGGGUAUUGAGAUAUCAAAAGUGCGUAUACAGAAGAUAAUUGCUUAUUAUGGUAUUCCUUAUGCACAACCGCCUAUUGGAAAUAGAAGAUUCGCACCUCCAGAGACAAAUCCGCUUCCAGACUGGUCUGAUAUUAAAAAUAAUACGGACUAUCAACCGUCUUGUUUACAAGUAAGGGAGGAUUAUAAAGCUUCAGAGUUACCGUUCCUUACACUUUUGACAGAUAUGGAGUUUCCUAGUAAUAUUAGUGAGGAUUGUCUUUAUCUGAACGUGUUUGUUCCUACUGGUCCACCUCCUCAAGGCUUCGCCACUAUAAUUUGGAUUCAUCCCGGGAACUUUACCACUGGAAUGCCUUCCAUUUGGAAUCCGCAUACCUUGGUGUAUCGCCAAAGGGUAAUAGUAGUAACAUUCGCUUGGAGGUUAAAUAUUAUGGGGUUUUUCACUACAACGGAUGGAGAAGCUCCUGGAAACUACGGAUUGAUGGAUCAGCAAGCUGCUAUGCAGUGGGUGAAAAACAAUAUUAAGUAUUUUGGUGGAAAUCCAGACAAUAUUUGUGUUAUGGGUUAUGGAACUGGUGCGACCAGUAUUGGAAUCCACAUGAUUAAUGCCGAGUCGAGGAAUCUCUUCAAUCGAGCAAUUAUCAUGAGCAGUAGCCUUUUCCAGCCUUCAGCUUAUCGAUAUCCUGAAGAGGAUGUACCACUAAUUGAAAGAGUUGCAAAAGAUUUUGGAUGCCUUAGAAAACCAACUUCGCUUCUGAUUGAUUGCCUGAGACGUGCAGACGCAAACCAGCUGGUGCAGCAGACUUCUAACAUUAAUUGGAGACCUUUAAUUGAUAAGGAUUUAAGUAAUAGUACUUCGGCAUUUUUGUCAGAACCUCCGAAGAACUACUUUGAUCGAGGAGAAUUUGCUAAAAUUCCCAUCCUGACUGGGUAUACUAACAUGGAACAUGGUCUAGAGUUUGGUGAAUGGGAUAAUAAUACGGUUUUCUCGCAUGAGACGUUAGAACAGCUUUUAACAGAGCUUAUAAGUGGAGAUCUUCCCAAUAUCAAUAACACAGAGUCGAGCUGUUCCUACAAUUUUGAUUUAUUGGUGGAUUCGGUAAUGUUUUUCUAUGGUCCUGCUUGUCCGAACUAUACUGCAGAUAGCUUUAGGAAAAUCGCUACUAGUUUUCUGGUUGAAAAAACGUAUGCAGCUUCUACCAUUCAGAUGGCGAACUACCUCAGCAAAGAUCAACCGGUUUAUGUGUAUAGAUUUGAUAUGAAACCCAGCUCAAAAGUAGCAAACAAGGAAUUACCUGAUUGGAUUAAGGUUCCUCACCUAUUUGAUCUUACUUAUGUAUGGGGUCUGCCCUACUGGAAGCCCGAUCAACAAGAAUGGGAUCCUCGAGAUAAAAGGAUUGCUGAUACAGUUAUGUCUUUUUGGACGAGUUUUGCAAAAACCUCGGACCCUACUCAAAAUACGAUUUAUGCAAUAAAGUGGGACGCAUACAGUAAGGACAAGCCAGGGCUUUUGAUUAUGGAUAAUAAUAUUUACAUGAGCGACAUAAAAAGUGUAAACUAUAAGGCGUUUGAGUUUUGGAACGAUUAUUAUCCGAAAGUAUAUCAAGUGGCUAUUGAUUGUUGCGGAUCAUCUGAUUCUUCUUCUGCCGUUGCUUUUGAUUGGGUUUUACAUUUUACUUUUGCUUGUCAACUAUUGUAUACAUUUUAGUAAAUGACUGAUAAUUCGUGUUUUUUUCAGUAUUAAAUUUUUAGAGGAACCAAUAAUCCUUUUAUAAACAAAUAUAUCAAAUCAACCCUUUAUACUAACUUAGACACUAUUAAGUUGGGUGACACCAUCCCUAAUUAAUACCUCCUAGAAGCAAUAGAUUGCACUUUAUUAUCAGUCCCCUGUAUAAUGAUUUAUGUGUUAAGUUUGGAAUGAAAAUUAUAAAUAACACUGUAAUAUUGUACAGGCAUUCCUGGUAUAUGCUUACAACAUCUGUAUCUAAUUUAAUACGUCCAAUAAACAUUUUUUACUGUC